AUGGUGGAAGGGGCAGUCGUGGAAGAGCUGGUGCUCGUGGAAGAAGAGCUUGCUGUCGAAGCCGACGAAGAUGAGGUGCUUGAGGCGACAGCACUGGAGGAAGAAGAGGUCUUUGUCGAGGUGCUCGGGGCCACGGCGAUGGUGGAAGAAGAGGUCUUUGUCGAGGUGCUGAAGGCAACGGUGCUGGUGGAAGACGAGGUGCUCGGGGCGCCAAUGCUGGUAGAAAAAGAAAUCUUUGUCGAAGGCAAAGAUAAGGAGAUGCUCGAGGGAAUAACGCUGGUAAAAGGCAAGCUGCUCGGGGCGCCAAUGCUGGUCGAAAAAGAAAUCUUUGUCGAAGGCAACGAUAAGGAGAUGCUCGAUGCAAUAGCGCUGGUGAAAGAGUACAUGCUCGGGGCCACAGCGAUGCCGGAAGACGAGGUGCUCGUAGCGGAAGACGAGGUGCUCGUGGCGGCAGUGCUAAUAGAAGACAAGGUGCUCGGGGCGCCAAUGCUGGUGGAAAAAGAAAUCUUUGUCGAAGGCAAAGAUAGGGAGAUGCUCGGGGCAACAGCGCUGGUGAAAGAGUACAUGCUCGGGGCCAAGGCGAUGCCGGAAGAGGAGGUUCUCGUAGCGGAAGACGAGGUGCUCGUGGACACAGCGCUAGUAGAAGAUGAGGAGGUGCUCGAGGCUACAGCGCUGGUGGAAGACGAGGUGCUCGAGGCAACAGCGCUGGUGGAAGAAGAUGAGGUGCUGGGGGCCACAGCGAUGGUGGAAGACGAGGUGCUCGUGGCGACAGCACUAGUAGAAGACGAGGAGGUGCUCGAGGCAACAGCGCUGGUGGAAGACGAGGAGGUGCUCGAGGCAACAGCGCUGGUAGAAGACGAGGAGGUGCUCGAGGCAACAGCGCUGGUGGAAGACGAGGAGGUGCUCGAGGCAACAGCGCUGGUGGAAGAAGAUGAGGUGCUGGGGGCCACAGCGAUGGUGGAAGACGAGGUGCUCGUGGCGACAGCACUAGUAGAAGACGAGGAGGUGCUCGAGGCAACAGCGCUGGUGGAAGACGAGGAGGUGCUCGAGGCAACAGCGCUGGUAGAAGACGAGGAGGUGCUCGAGGCAACAGCGCUGGUGGAAGACGAGGAGGUGCUCGAGGCGACUGCGCUGCUAGAGGAUAAGGAGGUGCUUGAGGCGACUGCGCUUGUGUAG
Messenger RNA from Sphaerulina musiva SO2202, 1176 nucleotides. RefSeq lists its product as uncharacterized. Lineage: Eukaryota; Fungi; Ascomycota; Dothideomycetes; Mycosphaerellales; Mycosphaerellaceae. The coding region runs from base 1 to 1176 and encodes 391 amino acids. The transcript is spliced from 2 exons. The record is from RefSeq and is a predicted model, not a curated record.